UACAGUUCGUCUCCGACGGAGUGGCAAGUAUAACGAUGUUUCGCUAUUCUGCUAUUGUUGCCCUAGUGGCUUUCUACUUUUCGGCGGUCGCCCUGGGCGAACCGGUGUACGCCGACGACGAACUCCUUCGUCAACAGAAAGAAGUCUACGAUGUACUUCAUCACGUCGAUCAGGCCGAUAUCGCUCACCCUAAAUUCUUCAAAAUAGCAAAGGAAUUUGACAUCGAGACUUACCUCACCACCUCCGAACACGGAAAGGACUUUUACAACCUGUGGAAAUACGGAAAGGUGCUACCUCGCGGUGCAGUUUUCUCCGUAUUCUAUCCCGUGCACGUUGAAGAGGUGAAAGCUCUCUUCAAAGUGUUCUUCUACGUCAAGAACUAUGACGAUCUUAUCAAAGUUGCGGCUUGGUCUCGCGUCCACCUCAACGAAUUCUUGUUCCCUUACGCCUUCAGCGUCGCUGUCUACCAUCAUCCCCUAUUUAGGAACAUCCGUUUACCGCCUCACAGCGAACUUUAUCCUUCUCUUUACUUCCACAACGAAGUCUUGCAAAAGGCUAAGAACGUGAAGAUCCAGCACGACACGACCGAAACCCAAGUGACUGUGGACGGCGCUAUCAUAAUCCCUGCCAAUUACUCGCACGGAUACCAGCAUUACCAUACCGACGACGAGUGGAAGGUCAGUUAUUACACCGAGGACGUGUCUCUGGCAAAUCUUUUCUACUACUUGCAUCUCGCUCACCCCUUCUGGCUUCGGUUCGACGAAUUUGAACUGCCAUUGAGGAACCCCGGUGAAACAUAUUUGUGGAGUCAUCAGUUGCGAUCGUCACGUUUCUACCUUGAACGUCUUUCGAACGGUUUGGGAGAGGUGAAAAGGAUCAACUGGUACCAUCCGGUGCCCGUUGGUUACCACCCGAGUCUUACUUUCCACAACGGAUUGCCGUUACCCCACCGCGAAGCUGGUUCAGAUUUCGGAGUCUUCUACCUCAUCGACCGCGUCCGCCAGUACCACCAGAGAAUCUUCGAUGCUACCGACUUGGGAUAUUACCGAAACCACACGGGAGAACUGGAAUAUUUCUGGAACAAGAAGGGAAUCGACACCCUUGGACGUAUAAUAGCCGGAUAUCCGAGCCCCGCUCACCCGACCUACUACGGUCCCUACGAAUCUUUCAGUAGAUCCGCUCUAGGAUUCAGUCCGAAACCCGUCAACGAACUCAAGGUGGUACCAAGCGCGCUGGAAUUCGACGGUGUAGCUCAGAGGGAUCCGAUUUACUGGAGCUGGAGCGCCAGCAUGUUGGGAUUCUACGAAAACUUCAUCCAACACCUUCCGCAAUACUCUUGGAACCAAUUGGUGAACAACGAAGUGGAAAUCGUAUCCAUUGACGUGGAUCCGAUUACCACGUUCUUCGACUACGUCGACAUACCGAUCACCAAUGGAGUUAAAAUACGCGACGUGAACGACAGAACCGUCAUCAAGGCCCGCCAGCUACGACUGAACCACAAACCCUUCAACUACCGAUUCCAGCUGAAAACCGACCACGACGUGACCGUGAACAUCCGCACGUUCAUCGGAGCCGUCGAGGACUCCUUUGGAAACCCACUCGACAUCACCGAGAAUUGGCCGAACAUGUUCCUAUUGGACUUCUUCACGAAGAAACUGAAGGUCGGAAUCAACCAAUUCGAACGCAGUAGCUUGCGAGCUGCGAAUACCGCGAACGUCGGGCUGUACGACGAAGAUUUCUACCAGAGCGUUGUAGACGCGAUUGCGGGCAAGAGGAAACUCGAGAUCCCCGAACAAUUCCACGGUUACCCGAACCACCUGGUCAUCCCCAAGGGUACGACCGGUGGAAUGAAGUUCCAGUUCCUCUUCUUCAUCGACAAGUACGACGAGACACACGUUAUCCAUCACAAGUCUCGGUUGAUCGGUGACAAGAUUUACGCCGAUCAACCCCAGGGCUAUCCGCUGGAGAGACCACCAAUCGCGAACUUCACUCUGCUACCGAACGUUCACGUGGAACAUGUGGUGAUCACCCACAAGGAAUUCCGCGAUAUCAAUAGGACAAUCUAAUUCGGUGAUUUCGAAUCACUGAAUUUACAGAACUGAGUUCCUUGAGAUCGACUUUUUAAGAAAUACUAAUGUAAACACGCGAUUCACCUCUACGUAUGCGAGGAACUUCUUUUGUAUAAUCGUGAGAACGAAAAAUUACCGGCAAUUCCACUGUCACUCGACCUUUUCCAAGCAAGACAUUGAAUGCAGAGUUUCAUAUUUGAAUUUAGUUCUGAAUAUAUCAGCGUCGCUGACGUAUUUUAUACUCUCGUACUGAGAAUAAAUAGCAAUCGAUAACAUAA
Molecule: messenger RNA, 2347 nt
Organism: Athalia rosae (coleseed sawfly)
Lineage: Eukaryota; Metazoa; Arthropoda; Insecta; Hymenoptera; Athaliidae
Product: arylphorin subunit alpha-like
Exons: 6
Coding region: 36-2066 (676 amino acids)
Source: RefSeq, a predicted model, not a curated record